UUUUUUUUUGAUGAGGGGAAUGCCGUGAGAAUCUUUUUGAUAAUAAAAUAAAGUGCUUUAUUCACUCUUUUCUUCUUCUUUAAAAUGAACUUUUUAAACUUGACUUGUAACCUUCAUGAAAAUGAUCAAGAACAAGAAACUAUUUCCACUCACGAUGCUGCAGAAUUCAUGAUUUAUGCUCAUGUAGAUAGUUUCCCUUCUGUGGCUGAUUUGUUAUGGUCUAAACAACAACUUGGUCAAGGUGAAUUUUUAAAGCUUACUGCUGAACAAGAAUGGUCCGAAUUACCUUCCAUUGUCUUUUCUACUCAUGAACCUCUCCAAUAAAUUAUUUCUAUUGGCCUACUUUUCAUUUUCAAUUUUCAAUUUUUUCUUUCUUCUCUCUCUCUCUCUCUCUCUCUUUUUUUCUUUCGCGUUCAUAUAUGACUUAUCAUAAAUACGUUGUUACCGCACAGAAACCAA
Gilbertella persicaria is the source of this 459-nucleotide messenger RNA. RefSeq lists its product as uncharacterized. NCBI's taxonomy places the organism in Eukaryota, Fungi, Mucoromycota, Mucoromycetes, Mucorales, Choanephoraceae. Bases 85 to 324 code for a protein of 79 amino acids. The transcript has a single exon. The record is from RefSeq and is a predicted model, not a curated record.